This is a messenger RNA of Aspergillus viridinutans, 3168 nucleotides long. RefSeq lists its product as uncharacterized. The transcript has 6 exons. The coding region runs from base 1 to 3168 and encodes 1055 amino acids. Gene Ontology annotation, molecular function: chitin binding. The record is from RefSeq and is a predicted model, not a curated record. Gene Ontology annotation, biological process: carbohydrate metabolic process. NCBI's taxonomy places the organism in Eukaryota, Fungi, Ascomycota, Eurotiomycetes, Eurotiales, Aspergillaceae.
AUGAAGCCAUCACUGUUCUUCUUCACUAGCUUGGUGACAGGGGCCUUUUCUGCCCAUUCUGGCUCCCAUCUUCACCUUCACGUCUCCCACCGAGCACGCACAUCAGAAGCAAUAGACGCUAGAGAUGACCAAGGUCUUGACAAAUGGCUUGCAGCCAACAAGCGAGCGCCCCCCAGCGCCCUCACGGCAUGCCCUCUGUCCUGUCACGGAACCGGUAAUAGCAGCUCAGGGGCCGGAUGGUUCUUGUUUCCCGAUGCGUCAAGGCUCGCUGCGUGCAACGAGACCAUGCUGCUCAACUUUGUCGUCCAAAAUGAAGUUGAUGGUGCCAGUAGUCAUGGGCCCAAAAUGGGCAUCAGGGCAUGCACAGCCGACUAUAGCUCGGCCACGCAGGCGGCCUACGAGCCACAUGAUGAAAGGGCAGCUCUUUGCCCAACCCCCAAUCAUGCCCUCGUCGAAGCUUCCAUCAGAAUGUCCCAUUCUACCGCUGGGAUUGAUGAUGGCUUUGCCGUUCAGGAUUUGUUGUCUGCUGGCCACCAGAUUGUCAAUUAUUUCAGAUCACACAAGCCUUCCUGCGUGGAGAACGCCUUGGCUUUUGGGUACUCUCAAUCCGCCGUCGUGGGAGUGUUUGCCGGUGCGGAGGUCCACCAGCAUGGCGUGACCAGGGACGUUCUCAACAACUUGCUCGACUAUGCCGAGAAAAACUCGGUCUCCGAAACGACUGUCGUCCAGCUGUGUCAAGCCGAUGGCCGCGGCGCAGACUACGGCAUCGGUAUCAUUGUGAGCAGCGCAAAGCAUCUGCCCGUCGUCCAGGACGCCGUCAAGACCUGGGUAAAAGGACGAUGCGUCUCUGCGGCGGAUGGUGAUGAGGACUGGAUGACUGUAACUCUGCGCGUCCCUGCUCGUGUCAAGUCAAACUCAGAUGCCAUUGGGAAUAUGACGUUACCAACCGCGGCUGCCCACCUGAGGUCAAGAUCCCGGAUUGUUGCCCAGGCGGAGUGCCAGACAACCGCGGUCAAUCCUGGCGAUGGCUGCUGGGCUUUGGCCGACCGGUGCAAGAUCACCGACGCCAAAUUGAAAGAGUACAAUCCCCGUCCAAACUUUUGCAACACUCUUGUUGCCGGCGAGAAGGUCUGCUGCUCUUCCGGCACCUUGCCUGACACUGUCCCUCCUGGAAACUCGGACGGCACCUGCAAGACAAGACAGGUGAUAGGCGGCGACAUCUGCGACUCCCUGGCGUCCAAAUGCGGUCUGAGUCUGCAAGACUUUACCAAGGUGAACACUGAAGCCAAUCUGUGCGUGAACCUGAAAGCUGGACAGCAUGUAUGCUGCACGCGUGGCAAGCUGCCCGAUUUCAGGCCCAAGCCCAAUCCCGACGGAUCCUGCUCCACGUACACGACCAAGGCAGACGACGACUGUUUCGGCAUUGCCGCAGCUAAUGGCAUAACUGUUGCAGAUCUCGAAGAUUUCAACAAGAAUACGUGGGGCUGGAGCGGCUGCAGAAUUCUCCCCCUCAAGUUCAAGUUGUGUGUGAGCUCAGGAACACCGCCUAUGCCUGCCCCUGUUCCGAACGCUAUCUGUGGGCCGACUGUUCCCGGCACCAAAGAGCCAGCCAAAGGCGCCGAACUGUCCACGCUCAACCCGUGCCCCCUAAAGGUUUGCUGCAACGUGUGGGGUCAAUGCGGCACGACAGAUGAGUUUUGUACCGUGUCCAAGUCAGAGACUGGCGCUCCUGGCACUUCUGCGCCGGGCAAAAAUGGCUGCGUCAGUAACUGCGGCAGAGACAUUGUCAACAGCGGGCCGCCCAACCGGAAGAUCCAUGUAGCAUACUUUGAAGCCUGGAACCAUAAGCGCAAGUGCUUGACCAUGGAUGUCGGCCAGAUCGACACGGACAAGUAUACGCAUAUCCACUUCGCUUUCGCCGAUGUGACAAAGGACUUCAACGUCGACAUAAGCGCGGUUCAGGAGCAGUUUGAUCUCUUCAAAGGCAUGUCCGGGAUCAAGAAGAUUAUUUCUUUCGGCGGCUGGGACUUUAGUACUAUGCCUGGCACUUUCAACAUCCUUCGUGAAGCUAUCAAGCCUGCCAACCGGGAUAUCUUCCAGAAGAAUCUCAUUGCCUUUGUCAAUGAGCACAAUCUCGACGGUAUCGAGCUCGACUGGGAGUAUCCUGGAGCUCCUGACAUUCCCGACAUCCCCGCGGGUGACCCGGAGGCGGGUAUGGACUACUACUACUUGCUCUCCAACGUCAAAAAGGCAUUGGGCGGCUCCAAAUCAGUCUCCUUUGCAGCCCCGGCUUCCUAUCAUUAUCUCAAAUCUUUCCCUAUGGAGCAAAUGGGCAUCCAUCUCGACUAUAUCGUCUACAUGACCUACGAUCUCCACGGCCAGUGGGACUACGGCAACAAGUGGACUUCGUCCGGCUGUCCCAGCGGCAACUGUUUAAGGUCCCAUGUCAACGACACAGAGACCAACGAUGCCCUGUCGAUGAUCACCAAGGCUGGCGUGCCCUCUAGAAAGGUGGUUGUCGGUGUGGCCAGCUACGGCCGGUCGUUCAAGAUGGCCGAGGCCGGUUGCACUGGGCCAAUGUGCGAAUUCACCGGCACCUCGCGCAUAUCCAAUGCCGCAAAAGGACGCUGCACAGACACGGGCGGCUACAUCUCCAACGCGGAGAUUGCUGAGAUCAUCAACAGCGGCAAAGUCACCAAGCAGUGGACAGAUGUCGGCUCCAACUUCCUGGUCUACAACGACACCGAGUGGGUGGCAUAUAUGGACGAUGACAUGAAGGCUGCUCGUGCGAAGUUCUAUGAUUCGUACAACUUUGCUGGAACCACGGACUGGGCCGUUGACCUGCAGGAGUUUAACGAUGGCAGCGGUGGUGAUGACUACCCUGAUGAUUACGAACCCUACAUCGACACCAGCAUGUACCCAGAGUGUGUAACCAAGUACACUACCUUCAAGGAGCUCAACGACCACAAGGAUUCGAUCCCCGCUUACUGCAUGGAGCAAUACAUUUUCAAUGUCGAGGUCGCCGUCAUGGAAGCAGCCUUGGAAAAGUACAAGGACCUGGUCAACAAUGGCUACGACGAAAAGUUUAAAAUCUACGAAGGCUACGUCGACGAGCAAGUCCAGGACCAAAUCGACGCCUUCAUGGGCAGCGGCAAGGCGGACAAGUAG